Molecule: messenger RNA, 4554 nt
Organism: Malassezia globosa CBS 7966
Lineage: Eukaryota; Fungi; Basidiomycota; Malasseziomycetes; Malasseziales; Malasseziaceae
Exons: 1
Coding region: 1-4554 (1517 amino acids)
Biological process (GO): chromatin remodeling; DNA repair; DNA-templated transcription
Cellular component (GO): Ino80 complex; nucleus
Molecular function (GO): ATP hydrolysis activity; ATP binding; ATP-dependent chromatin remodeler activity
Source: RefSeq, a predicted model, not a curated record
AUGUCGGGUGACGCGUUCUCGCCUCCGUAUGCAGCGGAAUCAGUACGUUCUCAAGCGAAGGAAUACACAUCACUCACGCCGAAGUCGCCUAUUGCUUCACCUUCCGAAGACUGGACUGAUGCUGAAUGGGCUCAAUCUCGACGUCCUGCUAUGUCUAUAUCCAAUAUCUUGAAUGAACCACCCUCGUCAUCUACGCACGAUUCGGUCAUCCAGGCACCUCUUGUCAAAUCCACGUCGGCCUAUGAGUCUUCUGUUGGAUCAUUAUCUGGAUCGGAGGCGUCUAAUUCUGCUGCUGCUUCAUCGCCAUCACCAUCGCCAUCACCAUCACCAUCACCAUCACCAUCGCCAUCGCCAUCGCCAUCGCCAUCGCCAUCGCCGUCGCUAUCGCUGCCAUCCUCACCGCGUCUGCAGCAUGCUAAACCAUCCGCUCACGAUGUAGAAGACGUGUCGAAGACAUCGCGCUCGUCACGUCGCCGGGCGUCCCAUCCGCGAGCGUCUAGACGCUCCCACACAGCGUCUUCGUCGCGUACGCCUCGAACGCCAAGCUCGGCACGCCGAUUCGACGACGCCCUUGCUUGGGAUAGCGACCUGUCGGCAGAUGAAAAUGUCCCAUUGUGGACAGAUGAGCUUGCUGCGUACAAGCAACAACGAACUGCGCAUGAAGCGCACAUGGUCGAUGCAUUCUCGUUGUGGAUGCGCCAGACACAGCAGUACACGACUAAGCGGCUUUGCAAUGCAUACGAAAGACGCCUCGUAAAUGCACAAGCACGCACACGAGCCCAACGAAGUGCUUCAGAUGAGAAGCAGGAAGAAGAUAUCGAUAUGGAACUGCUCGAUACACUGGCCGAUCGACCGGCUGCUAAGCCGACAGAGGCGCCAGCUGAUCGGUCUGACUACCUCGAAGAGCUUGCUGCCGACGUCGGGCUCGCAGAUGACGAGCAUGCAGCACCUGAGCUGCCGGAGUCGGAGCCUAUUCCCGAGCUCAUUGACCCGACCUCUGGCGCGGUGCGUGAUAUCAUUCCCAUCGGCGCACGCCGUGCCGCUUUGCUAAGCGAGGCACACGAUCGUGUUUGGACGACCAUUGCCAAGCGCGACAUUCCGAAAGUGUAUCGGACAGUUGUGGCCAGCGCGGCCAACAAGGCCCUGUAUUGGCGCCGCUUGUCGUCUGUGGUGCAGCGAGAAGCUCGUCGCGGUGCGGCACGGAACAACAAGUCGACGAAGGAUAUCCAACUGCGUGCACGCAAGGUGAUGCGUGAGCUUUUGUUGUAUUGGAAGCGCAACGAGCGCGAAGAGCGCGAUCUGCGCAAAAAGGCCGAAAAAGAAGCGCUGGAAAAGGCACGCAAAGAAGAGGAAAUGCGCGAGGCCAAGCGCCAGGCCCGCAAACUCAACUUCCUUAUCACGCAAACGGAGCUGUACAGUCACUUUGUCGGCAAUAAGCUCAAGACCGCUGAGGCGGAAGAGUCGGAGGACACGGCUGCCGAUACCUCGACACCAGGCGCAAGCGCAGGUUCCAACGUCCAAGCCCCAUCUGCUGACAGCCACACAAGCACAGCGCCUGGCAGUGAUGCUGCCGCUGCGUCAGCCGCGAACACUGAUGUCAAUCUGGAGGACAUUGACUUUGAUGACGACGAUGAGUCGAACCUUCGUGCGCACGCGGCACGCAAUGCGACAGAGGCUGUGCGCGCCGCGCGCGACAAGGCGCAAGCCUUCGACGCGGCCGUUGCCUUGGAGCGGAAGCAGCAACAGGCCUUGGCAGCCGAGGAGGCACGCGAAUCCGCUGCCGCGCCGCAGCCAUUUUCCGCCGACGAUUUGGACUUUGUGAACCCGACAUCCAUGGGCAUCACCGAGGUGCAACAGCCCAAGAUGCUUACGUGCACGCUGAAGCCGUAUCAACUCAAGGGUCUUUCGUGGCUUGCAAAUCUGUAUGAGCAAGGCAUCAAUGGCAUCUUGGCCGACGAGAUGGGUCUGGGAAAGACGGUGCAAAGUAUCUCGCUCAUGGCAUAUCUGGCGGAGGUGCACGAUAUCUGGGGUCCCUUCUUGGUCAUUGCACCUGCCUCGACACUGCACAACUGGCAGCAGGAAAUCACCAAGUUUGUGCCUGCGCUGAAAGCACUGCCAUAUUGGGGCAACGUGAAAGACCGGGCGAUCCUGCGCAAAUUCUGGAACCGGAAGCAGAUUUCGUACGAUCGUGAUGCUCCGUUCCAUGUGCUUGUGACAUCGUACCAGCUCGUGGUCAGUGACGAAAAGUACUUCCAGCGCGUCAAGUGGCAGUACAUGGUGCUGGACGAGGCACAAGCCAUCAAGUCAAGCUCAUCGAACCGAUGGAAGACGCUCCUGGGCUUCCACUGCCGGAAUCGUUUGCUCCUGACCGGUACGCCGGUGCAAAACUCGAUGCAGGAACUCUGGGCGCUUUUGCACUUUAUCAUGCCCAGCCUGUUCGAUUCGCACGACGAAUUUAGUGAAUGGUUCUCCAAAGACAUUGAGAAUCAUGCAGAGAACAAAGGCACACUCAACGAGCACCAGCUCCGUCGUUUGCACAUGAUCCUGAAGCCCUUCAUGCUCCGACGGGUAAAGAAACACGUACAGAACGAGCUGGGCGAGAAGAUUGAGGUCGACGUGUACUGUGACUUGUCAGCGCGACAAAAGCUCCUGUACCAGAGCCUACGCUCGCACGUCAGUGUCGCAGAGCUUGUCGACAAGGCGAAUGCCAAUGACGAGAGCGGACUCAAGAGUCUUAUGAACCUCGUAAUGCAGUUCCGCAAGGUGUGCAAUCACCCCGAGCUGUUUGAACGUGCUGAUGUGCGCGCGCCGCUCGCCGUAUCACGCUACUCAGCCUCGGCUGCACCUUUGCGCGACAACGAAAUGGGCUUGUGCUGCAAUGCCGCUCACUCUUUGCUCGACAUGCAACUCCCACGUUUGCUUGUGCAUGACACGAUUCAGCAUGUGCCGACGCCUGGCAACCGUGUCGGAUUCGACACCCGUUACCUGGAUCAUCUGCUCAACAUCUGGCAAAAGCCGCACAUCCAUGACACCUUGUACAAGAACAACAACAGCCCUCGCACCUUUGAUUUCCUCGCAUUGCUGAACAUGACAGCGAGUGAUGCCGAGGCUGCGUUCCACGCGCCUUUGCUCACACGACUCGUAACCAAUGCAGCCACGCAGCGGCAAUGGGCACAGGACCGUCCUGUGCUCCAGCAUACACAGCUGCCACGAGGUAUCGUUCGCAACCGCAUGCCGUGGUCAUCGGAGGAGCCGACAUAUGGCUUGGUGCCGCUUGGCCAAGUCGUAGAGCGAGUCAUGGACGAGCGAGUCGCCACACUCACUCGUGCUGCCAUCCCUGCGGCUGUGGCACCACCACCGCAGCUGUACGCGAACAACCGGCCAUUCUGCGAGCGUCAGGAACGCUGGCAGUCCGACGUGGCCCUCGAGCAGACGCUGUUUGGCUUGCCGCCGCAUGCGCGUGAGGACAUCGACGAAGUUAACAGGCUGGAAGCCCGCCUGCCUGGCGUGCCGCCUACAGGCUUGGUGUCGACGACCCCGCCCGUUCAGCUAUGGGGACCGUCGAUGCAGGUGCCGAGAAUGGACAAGCUCAUUGUGGACUCGAGCAAGCUGGCUAGGCUGGAUACCCUGCUGCGCGAGCUUAAGGCUGGCGGCCACCGAGUCCUCAUCUACUUCCAGAUGACUCGCAUGAUUGACUUGAUGGAAGAGUAUCUGAUCCACCGGCAGUAUAAGUACUUGCGGUUAGACGGUGCAUCCAAGAUCUCGGAUCGUCGUGAUAUGGUCACAGACUGGCAGACCCGGCCUGAAUUGUUCGUCUUCCUCCUGUCGACACGAGCAGGCGGUCUCGGUAUUAAUUUGACGGCGGCUGAUACCGUUAUUUUCUACGACCACGAUUGGAAUCCAUCGAAUGAUUCCCAGGCUAUGGACCGUGCUCACCGUCUGGGCCAGACAAAGCAAGUCACCGUGUACCGUCUUAUCACGAAAGGCACUAUCGAUGAACGAAUCGUCAAGCUUGCACGCAACAAGAAAGAGGUACAAGAUAUUGUGGUUGGCAACAAAGCGUACUCUGAAUCAGGCAUGGCGAAGCCACAGGAAAUCGUGUCGCUUCUCCUCGACGACGACGAGCUCGCUGACUCGAUGCUGCGGCGGAAGCAAGCAGACGAGGCGCAGCUUGCACAGGGCAAAGCCGAAAACGCCCGUGCUAUGCAUGCGCGCCGACGCCAAAACAAGAAUGCCAAAGAAGCUACGGCUUCCAGUGCAGAUGGCAACGGCAACAAGGCAGACGAGCCACAGGGCGUUAAUUGGUCGCUCGAUGAUGACGAAGAUGACUUCUUCGGGGCUAAGCCACCGCCACCGAAAGAAGAGUCGGAGGAAGCUCCACGUAAAGCACCUGCCAAACCGCGCAAGCGCGCUGCCAAGCGUGAGUCAGAUCCAAAGCGACGCAAAAAAGAAGACACCCGUAGUGCCACCGUUGCGCCUUCCUCUUCCACUCCAUUCUCUCCACCACCACCACCUUCUUCUUCUUCUACUACUUCUUCUUCACUCCCUUCAUAG